Messenger RNA from Colletes gigas, 7938 nucleotides. RefSeq lists its product as uncharacterized. Gene Ontology annotation, molecular function: carbohydrate binding. Gene Ontology annotation, cellular component: endoplasmic reticulum membrane. The coding region runs from base 879 to 7676 and encodes 2265 amino acids. The transcript is spliced from 21 exons. The record is from RefSeq and is a predicted model, not a curated record. Lineage: Eukaryota; Metazoa; Arthropoda; Insecta; Hymenoptera; Colletidae.
UAAUCGCUAGAAAGAGAAACGUAGGACUCCAUGUAACGUAAGUUUGUUUUGUAUCUGUGUUCGUAAAGUAUCAUCUACACUGCGAAUAACGUUUCCCGCGCAUUUUAUCGUUAAAAAUUGACACGGGUUUGGUGCACUUUGGUAGGUUAGCCGCUUUAGCUCGACCGUUGGAUAGAAAGCCUCGUAAAGUACGCAAAUUGCCUUGAAAGUUUGUCGCGGUGUAGCGUCUUUCGAAAACUAAGCCGGGAACAAUGUCUUAUGCACGGAAUAUUUAUUUCUAUACGACGGUCAUUUUCUUCGCAGGGUGCAAAUUUAUAUUCACGAUAGACGCGGUAAGUGCUGCACGGCAUUUAAGCGUGCCAGAUAUCGGGUUUGUCAUUCCGUGCUAGGUUAUGUCGAGCAACGACGAGAUUAACACUCUCUCCUGAAUUAAUCAGUGGCAGGAAAAAGGCUUGUGUAAUGGACUCGUCUGAUGGUAGAGAUCACUAAUAGAUGCGUCUCAGCUCGAGGUUCAAGGAUCCGUUGCCUCGCGUCGUCGAGGAAUGGCGCGAAGCGAAGCGACGCGUCGGUUUUCCACGCUAGCCGGCCUCGCGUCGUCGACGUAGAAGACCCGGUGAACUCGCGCGAGACAACCAGACGUCCGCGGACCGGCAAAGCCGCCGCGCGCGGUUUAAAACGAGAAACAAAGUGCGAUCGCGUUCCCCCGAUACUCGGUAAGCGACUUUCGCGACACGCGCGAUAGCCAAUCGCCGCGUAUCGUGAUCAAAGUUGCCGACAGGCGGAACAAGACAGAGAUAGAGAGAGAGAGAUAUAGAAGCCUUUGAUCGGACCGGGCAUUUUCGACGUGGCGGCGCUACGUUGGCCGAAUCGCGUGCAACAUGUUCGGGACGAAACUGCGCACGUGGAUGGAGGCGCAUAUCGUGCGAUCGAAAAAGAAGAAGGACAGGAAGAAAGGGGAGAAGGGAUUCGAUUCGAACUGCAACUCUCCGAGGAAUCACAGUGCCAACAGGUCCCCCGCCUUGCACCAAGUACACCCGGUGGACUCGCCGUCGAAGAACGUGGAUGGUAUUCGGUUGCACGGGGAAGUUAGCUACGGUGGUAUCGCGUCCUCGACCGCGACGGCGUCCGCCUCCUCCGGGACGUCGGCUGGCACUGGUAGCGUGAACCUCUCGUCGCCGGAAAGCGCCUACAGCACCGGAUACUCGACGGACGGCACCUCGCCCGGAACGAGCUUUCCACCGGAGUAUUACAUAAACAUCAGGACCGGGACUCACUAUUUUCAGAGCAACGGGAGACCGAAGAGGCCGGUCGACGCCGCCGAUCUACCGGCCGCCAACGCCCUACUCGCUGGUCAUGGGAACGUCGAGGCAGCCGCCAACCUCGCGAACAUGACCAGGAACAACGAACAACCGAGGGACGUCAGGAACUGCACCCCGAGCAAGGUCAACGAACGUCUGGGAGGUCAAGGACCGAAGGAGCAGUCGCAGCGGGUGCACUCGCAAGCGCAAACGCAACAGGACAGGUACCAUCGACGGACCGAGUCGUUUUCCGCCGACUCCUCGAGGAGCAACCUGGCCGUGCCCUCUUCGAUACCGCCGCCAUUGGUUUCACCCUCGGUGCAGUCGCCCAGGGAACGUUCCCGCAUCCGAACGAAUCCUUGGCUGUCCGCCAACUCGUCAGGAUCCAGCACCGCGGGCUUCAAGUCGAGAUUCAACCUGGACGACACCAGCAGCAGCUCGGGCCUCAAGCUCACGGAAUCCUCCGGAAGCGCCAGCGACGUCAACGUGAACAGUGCUCGUGAAGGACGCGCUAGGAAGGAAUUCAAGCAAGAAAGCCUCAGCGCUGGCAGAAGCCCAGUGAACCAGAAUUGGAGGAUCGCCUCGGGUCUGGAGAUUCGACCGAAGAUGGCGCUGUCCGUGCAACGACGCAGCAGCAGCAGCAGCAGCAGUAGCAGCAGCAGUGCCAGCAACACCAGCAGCGGGAACAGCACCAGCACCAGCGCCAGCAGCAGAAGCAACGAAAACGGGAACGAGAACGGAAACGGGAACUGCAACGGUUCGUCCGCGUCGUCGGUGACCAGAAGCGUCCGAUCAUCCGAGGACGACAUCACUCUGAACGAGAUGAUGGGCAAGUUCGACGAGAGCUACGUGUACGAAAAAGAGACGGACAUUCUGUCCGACAGCGACCCGACCGACUGCGAGGAUUACAUAGACUCGUUGUCCGACGUGGACCCGGCCCGGGAGGUCGUCGACGAGAACGAUCCGUUGGAGAACGACGAGUUCGACUACAUCGACAACGGCUCGUUCCUCGAUCUCGACAACCUGGACUGCUCGGGACGGUUCCCCAACACCGGCCAUUGCACCUACUUCGCGUUCACCGGCGAACUGGCGCGUCGUAGCAGCAAGCUGCGCGAAUCCCUGGUAAAACGCAGGAUCAAGGAGGACGCGACGAUGCUUCAGAGAACGCCCAGCGCUAAAAGCGGCAGCGCUAAGAGGCAGAGCACCCGACACAAGAAGCCGGACGAGAAACAGCAGAGCGAGAAACGAAAGAAGAAGAUCUCCCAGCGUCGUAAGUCGACGUCGGAGAGGUGCAACGACGAAACGGGAAAUCUGAAUUGCGUGUUGGUGGAAAGAAUGCUGCUGAAGAACUCUGGCUUUAAUCAAGGUAGCAGAAGCGUCGGGGGCACGCCCAUAUGCCGGCGUCGAAGAAAACACGAUGUCAACAAGAAUUUAUCGCCGAUGAGGUUAAUGGACGAUCGAUCAACAGUUCAAUCGACCGCUGUCGUCGAUAGCGAGAUCGUCAAAAGGCGAUCCAAUUCGGUGAGCUACGUGAACGGCAACAUAGUCAGGCGACGGAUAACUGGCAAUGCCUACAUGACCACCUUCGCCUCAGAAAUUGCUCUGAUCGAGGCGGACAAAGAAGCGGACAAAAAGUAUCGCGAGCUGAUACUCGAGGCGGAGAACAUCCUGGUGAAUAUGCAGAAGAGUCAGAACAGCAUGCCCAUCAUGCCGUCGCCGUCGCGGAAAUUCCACAACGGUUUGGCGAACAAACGCGUCGAGCUCAUCAAGAACACCGAGCUGAAUAUCGAGCUCGCCCUCUCCAAGAGCAGAAACUCCCAGCCGGAAUUGCAGAGCGGCAGCAUCAGAGACCUCGAGCACACCAGUCCCAAGAGACAGUUCACGCAACCUUGUUCACCGAUUCGCUUGUUCAUGGAAAGGAACUCACCGGGUGGAUUCCUUCCGAAGGAAAACUGUUGCAGGCCAGAAACACCCAUCAAGUACUCGACUGCCGCAUCCCCGAUCGCCGCUAGAAGGACUCCACCUGCUCAACAUUCGCCCUGCAGAAGCCUGCUACGCUCUCGUCCGAUAGGCGUCGAGCAGGAUAGCAACGACUACUGCAACGGGACGCGAGCAGUGCCUCUGAACUGCAACGGUAUCCUCCGACCAUCUAUAGACUUGGAGGACCCUAUGGCGCAGACUCAAAAUUCUUUCCAGGCCAGAUCUCGCCCAGUUUUACCACCGAGAGAUCCACUUGUCGGUAGCAGAAAAGACCUUCGCAUCUCGAGAUCAACAAAGGAGGAAGGCGUGACGUCGAGCUCGUCGGACUCCGAGGAAAGAUGCGAUGUUAGGAGAAGGACACCUUUGCUGACCUUCAGGUCGAUCGACAUGGGACCGAUAAAAGAGAGUUCUUCCUACUGUCCGCAAAGCGAGCCAGUGAAAAGGAAAGUGUACGCUGGGAGCGCAACUUAUGGAAGAAUACAGAAAACGUUGGGGGAGCACGUUACCUUGAGGAACUCUGACGGGGAUACAGCUACCGACGACACUGACGACUCGAGACGAUCUCUGAAGGAGAAGGUGGCUCAGCUUCGUCGAGACCGACUGGCCGCCGAAGCGAACGCGAACACUCAGGAUUCGCAGAUUUUCCAGCACCAGCUGUCGCAAUUGCGGAGACAGAUGCUGAUGCAAACCAUCGAGGGCUUGAAACGAAGCCUCGAGGAUCAGUCUGCGACUUUGAAGCAGACCUGCUUGGAGCCGGCGUCGCUGCAGUUGCGUGCAACGCAAAGUCGCAAGGUGGCAUUGUGUUACUUCAUGGACCUAACGAUGUUUAGAAAUUUAUCAAGACGUCCAAGCAUGAAACGAUUAAUCAGCUUCUGUUUAGUUCAUUUGUACAUAUUAAUAUCGUAUUGCAACGCGGAGGAUAUUUUAGGCUGCGGGGGAUUCCUGCAGAGUCACGCCGAUAUCGACUUUGCAAAAGUUCAGAUAAAUUUAUAUACAAAAGCUGGUAGCCUUAAGGACAACACGGAAUGUGCUCCUAAUAAUGGAUAUUACUUUCUUCCUCUGUAUGAUAAGGGAGAAUACGUAUUGAAGGUGGAUCCACCCAGAGGAUGGAGCUUCGAACCUACGGAAGUUGUGUUAAACGUGGACGGAGUAACCGAUGCCUGCAGCCAAGGCAAAGACAUCAACUUUACCUUCAAAGGUUUUGGCAUCACAGGCAAGGUCAUUAGUUUAGGGACAGACUUUGGACCUAAAGGAGUUACGGUCACGUUGUAUAACGAGGACAACAAACAAGUUCCUGUUGGAACAACGGUUACAGCGGAGGGUGGAAUAUUUUAUUUCACGCCGAUACAGCCUGGUCAAUACACGCUCGUAGCAUCCCACCCUACAUGGAUGUUGGAGAAAGAUACUGUCAAAGUAACAGUGCGGGAAGGCAACACGGAACUUCCGGAUGGUAGCUUGGUAAUCUUCGGUUACGAUGCCAGUGGUCGCGUUACUAGCGAAGAGGAACCAGUUAGCGGUGUAACCUUCGUUCUGUUUGGAAAUGGCGUGGCUAAGAACUGUGCAACGACGUCUAUAAGCAAGGACCUUCAAUCCAGGAAACCCCUUUGUCACGUCAUGUCGGACAAAAGUGGAAAAUUCGUGUUUCCAAGUUUGUCGCCCGGCGAAUAUAAACUCGUGCCCUACUAUGCCGGUGCUCAGACCAAAUUCGACGUUCAACCCACGGAGUUGGUGUUCAAAGUAAACCACAACAGCGUCGUACUGCGCCAAGGGUUUAAAGUAACCGGUUUCACGGUGAGCGGUAUAGUUCUGACCGCCACCAAUGGAGAUCCUUUGCCGGGUGCGAAAAUUCUGUUGUCACAAAAGGAAGUCGCGACGACUGACGCAAAUGGAAGAUACGUGUUGGAUAAUAUGAAGGCUGGACAGUAUUCCCUGAAAGCUGAGAGCAAUGAUGUGGUGUUCGACGAAAAGUCUGUAAAAAUCUCUCCCAGUUCCCCGGAACUUCCAAUACUCACACCGUCGGCGUACAAAGUUUCCGGAAGAGUUACCCUAUCGGCGAAAGAGACGCUUCAUUAUCGUAAAGUGUCUGUACAGAACACAGCCGCCACGUUCAACAAAGAAAUCGAUACGAAGGCAGGGGAAUUUUCCAUCUACCUCCCUCCCGACAGAUACCAAUUGACCGUAGUUGUAAGCGCGGAAGAAAGAGCUAAAGGCUUACAAUUCUUCCCGCUUCAACAAACCAUCGACGUGUCGUCUCGACCAGUGUUCAACGUCAACUUCCUGCAACUGAAGGCGACGUUAACGGGUACGGUAAAAUGUUUACCGGAUACCGAUUGCAGUCAGGCUUCCGUUACAUUGAAAGUACUCGACGGGAUCACGAUAAAGACGAUUCAAUCUAAGGUCGUUUUUCGUCACGCAGAUGGCCACUAUCAGUUCACGGACGUGUUGCCCGGCCAUUACGAGGUGUUGAUCGACAACGACGUGUUUUGCUGGGAAAAUCCUAGUUACAGGAUCUCCGUAACGUCGGAGCGUGCCGAGGUGCCGCCCUUCGAGCAAACCGGAUUUUCCGUUACCUUUAUCUUUUCUCACGAUACAACGGUGGAAUAUUCCGAAGUGAACGAUCCAAAGAAGAUCACUUUAUCUUUGAACAAAGGUAGCACGAAGCAUUGCGUCACCAAUCCAGGUGUAUACACAUUCACGCCGAAAAGCUGUCACGUGUACGACCGAUCGUCCUAUACCUGGGAUACCAACAGUCUUUCUCCUAUUUUAUUGCACUCGACCGAGCACAGUCACAAAGGGAACAUUGAGAGUGCUUCCGCGUUGGACGGAGUCAAAGUGACGAUAGAAAAUGGCGGCGAAGUCGUCACUCUAGGACCGUUGAAACCGGUGCAGCACGGAAACGUGUACAGAUACGAAUUCGAGUUCAAAGCGAAGACCGAUUACAUUUACACGAUAACACCAUUGUCGAACGUUCUCUUGUUCAGCCCUCCGUCGUUGAAAGUGUUGGGAGUGAACGAUUGUCAGAACGAUAUAGCCACGUUCAUCGGUGAUUUGGGGAAGAUCAUUUCUGGCAAGAUCAAUCCACCCUUGGAGGGAGUCACCGUGCAAAUAUUUGGAAACGAUAAAAAUACCCCGAUACAUACGUCGGUUACUGAGAAGGAUGGGGCAUACAGCAUCGGACCUCUGGAUGGAAAAGUAGACUACAGCGUCGCCGCGGAGAAAGAAGGUUUCGUCAUCGUAGGACCCGAUUCCAACGGAGUGUUCUCCGCUCACAAGUUGGCCGAGAUUAUCGUGCAAGUCUCCGAUCAGGCCGACAACAUCUCGUUGCAAGGCGUUCUCCUUUCGCUGUCCGGUGGGCAAAGUUACCGCAGAAACAGCGUGACGGGCGAGGAUGGCAAACUGAUCUUCAACUCCCUGUCCCCUGGAGAAUAUUAUCUGAGACCAAUGAUGAAGGAGUAUCGUUUCGAUCCUCCCUCGAAAAUGAUCAAAGUCGUCGAAGGAGCGACUGUUACCGUAAAUUUGUUCGGUAAGAGAGUCGCGUUCAGUGCAUACGGUUCCGUGACGUCGCUGAACGGAAAGCCCGAGGCUGGAUUGUUGGUCGAGGUCCAGGGACAAGGAGACUGCAGUAACCUUCAAGAAGAGGCUACUACCGAGGAGAACGGAAACUUCCGAAUCAGAGGACUUCAGCCGACGUGCGCCUACACGUUCCGUCUGAAGCCGAACGCCGAGGUGAACGCGCACAUAGAACGCACGAGCCCCGACUUCGUACCUGUGCAAACCGGCAAGGACAUUCACGAUCUCCGAUUGGUCGCGUUCCAUCCGAUAUCUCGCACCGACAUUUCCGUGUACGUUGUGUCCGGCCAACCGGAGCACUAUCGCACGCUAAAGAUAAAACUGUGCAGAGAGGACACGCCCGAUUCCCCGAUUCAUACCGCGAAAUUGGAGGCUCAGCAACCGAGCAAGAUCGGCAGCAAUUACAACGCUGGAUUUCUCCUGCAUUUCCCGCCGUUGCAGGCGGACGGUAAAAAGUAUUUCGUACAGCUGGAGUCUACGUUGUCGCGGGCGAUGCACAAGUACAGAACCGUGCCCGUUUACUUCGAGGCGAACUCGUCCUUCAAGUACGUGAAGCUGAUGUUCAACGCGGAACGAAAGGUGGACCAGAGCGACAUGAACCAAACGUCCGUGGUCGCGUUGCCGUUCAUAAUGCUCGUGGCGUUCGCGUUCCUCAAUCGCGAGAAAAUGUGGACGUGGCUGAACACGUUGAUCGAGAGACGAUCGAAGCCAGCCGCGAGCUCGAGAGCUCCCAUACAGGCAGUUCCCAUCGAUCCAAGAGCAGACGAUAUAAUCGUCGAACACAUAAUGAACAUUAACAAACGAAAAACUAAGCCGCGCAAGACGUAAUCGAUAUUUUUCGGUUACCGUGGCCGCGGCACUUUCGAGAACACGCGCCGAUCGUUCUGAGGAGGUCUGCUAUAGUUUAAAAAAGUUCAUUCCUGUCUCUUUGCAUUUUCUUAAAGUUUCUGCGCGUUGAAAGCGUGUAAAUUAUUCGAUCGAGGUUCAAGGGAUUAGCGAAACUGUAAGAAAAUGCUGAAGUGAUCGACUAUUUGGUCGCGUAAAACACGAAACUCCUCUUGAGCGAUCGUGGAAGAUUAAUAUUAUAUUC